This is a messenger RNA of Misgurnus anguillicaudatus (oriental weatherfish), 1429 nucleotides long. NCBI's taxonomy places the organism in Eukaryota, Metazoa, Chordata, Actinopteri, Cypriniformes, Cobitidae. The record is from RefSeq and is a predicted model, not a curated record.
CUAUGCAGGAUGUCGUUUUUGUCAAACAGCGACCCCUAGAGUCGCUGGGGAGAACUUGCAACUGUCGUAAUUUCGCACCCUCACUCUGUACGUACCUGUAAGGAUAGUGUUGGGCGUGAAUAUGCAGAGAUGGACUCCGAAGAUAAUGACCAGGUAAUGUUUCACAAUUUCAUACAAAUAUUAGGCUACUGCAUGUCUACUAAACUACAGAUGAUGGUAAUAGGAUAAUAAGAAGUUUAUUCCAAGUGUAGAGUAGGCAUAUAAUAAUAAAGUAGCCUACCGCGUUUGCUGGCUUAUUACGUUUUUACAAAAUUGCAGCUUAAUCACAAGUAAACAGUCUAUAGUCUGACGUAAUGUCUACUUUAUAAUUUCAUUUGUUUUUUAAUUGUAAUGUAAACAUUACAAAAUGCAUUGACAAAGUUAAUUGUGUACGUUGCAUUUUUUCAUAACAUUGGCCGUUAUGUCAUACUUGAUUAUUGCUAUUUAUCAUCAUAGUUUGCUAUCUGUGCAUGUUUACACUAUUUACAACCUCUAGGCAUAUUUAUGUACUGAUAAUUAUAAUCGCAGGAAUCCGCGUCGUCAGCCUCGUCUGAUGUCCCUCAGGCGAUUGGGGUCAAAUCGAAGCAAUAUAAACCUCCGCGGAGGAGGCCAUCGAAAGGGGCGAAGGGUGCAAAAAUUCUCGACCCUGAGGAGCAGUCGAGGCUGCAGGAGCUGCGGUCAAGACGUGCAGCUGAAAUGAAGGUAAAACUGCAAUCGCUUGAGUAUGACCAGAAGGACAAGCUGUUGAAUACUAUACUCACAAGAUUGCCAGGUCUCAUGUUCGAUGUCAUGGCCAUGUUUGAGAUACCACAUAGCCCUGACCCUGUCGGAGAUGUCCUGCAUUGGUGCACUUGCACCAAUUGUAGAGAAAUGACCACAGACCUGGAAAGGCUUUGUUGUAAGCAGACACCAGCUAAUUGCAUAAGCAACUCGGCACAUAUGGAGUUCUAUGUGUUGGAUGAGGGUGUGUUACGGCUGGCCCGUGCGGCCUGGAAUGACAUUUUUGCGGUUGAUGACAGCCAGGAGCCGGGUGUUGAACAGCGUCAGUAUAGACAUGCUGCCUACAGACAGUAUGUGCUGUGGCAGCAUGGCCGCCUGGGUGUGGGCAACAGAGUUGUCAUACCCAGCUGUUGCGUAUGGAAGGUCCGAAUCAAAUUCCCUGACCCAAGAGGCCAAUACACUGGAUUCCGGGUGCGCCGGCUUGAAUAGUUUUUUUUAUUAUCCAUUUGUAAAUAGUUAUAUAGGUAUUUCUAAACAGCGUGUUAUUUUAGAAACAUUUGGGAAUUGUAUGUUUGGUUCUCUGUUACCUCAGCAUUUGUGCACUUUACUUUUAUUUAUUUUAACUUAUUUUGUUUUUGCAUAUAAAUAAAGAAUUUUUUGAAAAGUUCAA